Messenger RNA from Cylindrotheca closterium, 471 nucleotides. NCBI's taxonomy places the organism in Eukaryota, Bacillariophyta, Bacillariophyceae, Bacillariales, Bacillariaceae. The record is from the annotation of a GenBank genome assembly.
AUGUCUCUUCAUUUCACCAAACCCACAACUCGACCAGAAUGGGCAGCUUCCAUUGCCGUCUGCCUCUUUGGCACCAUGGGUGCCAUCCAGGUUGGCAUUGCCGUAGGACUCCUUCCAUCUGAUAUUGUGUGGGGUGGUGCCAAUGAUGAGCUCACCUUCCAGGCCAGUAUUGCCAGUCUGGCAGCUUGCGCCAUAUUAUGUGGCAUGGCACACAUUGUUCACCGACGAACCAAACCAGGACCUUCCAAAUUCAUACGAGGAGCCAGUUGGUUCGUUGCCUUUUACAUGGGGCUCAAUACACUGGGAAAUGCAUUGGCGAAAACGUGGCUGGAACAAUAUAUCUUUGGAACCAUGACCUUUGUCCUAUGCAUUUGUUCCUUUGUUGUCGCAUCCUCGAAACCGUUGGAUGAUGAUGAUCCUUCAACAGAAGACGUCUCGGCAGAUGCGACGCCUUAUGGAACGAUGGAGUAG